AUGGUGAAAAGCGGAAGAGGAGGCACUAAGAGAAAGAUCGAUAAGAUGGAAAAGAUCCCGAAGAGAGAGUAUCGCGCGACUACUUUCUCCAAACGCUGUUCCGGACUCCACAGCAAAGCCGCGCAGCUCUGUCUACUCGCCGACGCGCAAAUAGCCAUCUUGGCCACUCCUCCUUCUUCGCAGUCCAACGUCUCUUUCUUCUCCUUUGGUCACUCUUCCGUGGAUGCCGUCGUGAAUGCUUAUCUCACGGGACAGCGUCUCGCUCCUGUUCGGGAAGAGCCGAUGGAGGAGGACAUUGGUGUAUUGAUGGCUCGCAAGGAACUAGGGUUAGAGCUGUGGUGGGAGAAGGAGAGUCUUUGUGAAUCGAAGGAUCCUCGAGAGUUGAUGGACGCUGUCAAGGCCAUGGAGAGGAUGUUGAGUAAACUGCGUUCUGGAGACUUUGUUAGUGAUGAAGAAGACCUGAUCAAGAGCAACGUCGUUUUACACCAAGGAACUCAAGAACCGGAUGAUGAUUUACCUCAUGAGGGUUUUGACAAGACCAGUGAAGAGCAAGAUCAGAUACUCGCUAUUUGUGAUAGUUUCUGUGCCACGGACAAAAACAUAAACGGUUUAAGUGGAGGCUUGGAUGUGUACAAUCAAGAGAUGGAUAUUGAUGAACUGAUAGAUUGGACGACUUUUGAAAGUUCAGUAUUCGAUGAUGGUGUCUUGGAUAGUACUCAAGAGCUUGCAGGAAUAAAUUCAACGAACUUUGAAGCUGCUGCUCAUGAUGUCUCCACGAAUCCAAAUCCUCCCAUCUAUAACUACUAUCAUGAAGGUGUUGAAGACGAAGCUUUGGUGUUUCAGAACAAAGCUGCUAAUGAUGUUUCAGAACAAAGCUGCUAA
Messenger RNA from Brassica oleracea var. oleracea, 882 nucleotides. RefSeq names its product agamous-like MADS-box protein AGL97. Gene Ontology annotation, biological process: positive regulation of transcription by RNA polymerase II. Lineage: Eukaryota; Viridiplantae; Streptophyta; Magnoliopsida; Brassicales; Brassicaceae. The record is from RefSeq and is a predicted model, not a curated record. Gene Ontology annotation, molecular function: protein dimerization activity; DNA-binding transcription factor activity, RNA polymerase II-specific; RNA polymerase II cis-regulatory region sequence-specific DNA binding.